Molecule: messenger RNA, 809 nt
Organism: Manacus vitellinus (golden-collared manakin)
Lineage: Eukaryota; Metazoa; Chordata; Aves; Passeriformes; Pipridae
Gene: TAFA4
Product: TAFA chemokine like family member 4
Exons: 7
Coding region: 209-712 (167 amino acids)
Molecular function (GO): receptor ligand activity
Source: RefSeq, a predicted model, not a curated record
UCUUUGCUCGAGGAUCUGGACCUCAAGUGGCACUGUGGAACCAGCCACGACUGGAAGAGGUGUUCCAAGGAGGAACUGCUGAAGCUGGUGGAAAACCUCGUGUCUCCAAGUACCCUCAAAGUACACAGGCUGAGCAGCCAAAGCACUCAUAGGUCCCCAAAGUGAAAGAAAAAUUCUGAGAUGCAGAAAGUCUUAUUUGCUACCGCAAAUGGGAAUCUGGAAUAACUAUGAAAAACACACUGAAAUAAUUGUGUUUGACUGGAACAAAAUUCUUACAAAGUCCCCAAGGAUGAGAUUCUGUGCCAAAUCAAUGCUUCUCUCUGAGUGGCUCUUUCUGGUCUAUGUGUUAAUGGUCUGCUGUAAAUUGUUGUCCGCCUCUAGCCACCAUCCCCGGGGGCACACAGGCCAGCACCAGGUCAAGCAGGGGACAUGUGAGGUUGUGGCCGUGCACCGCUGCUGCAAUAAGAACCGGAUCGAGGAGCGCUCCCAGACAGUGAAGUGUUCCUGCUUCCCGGGGCAGGUGGCUGGGACAACACGGGCCCAGCCCUCGUGUGUGGAAGCUUCCAUUGUCCUACAGAAGUGGUGGUGUCAUAUGAACCCCUGUUUGGAUGGAGAGGACUGUAAAGUACUACCAGACUAUUCAGGUAACACGGUAGCAAAGACUAAACCUGUGGGUCACUACCAGAACUACGGCACAUGGAGCUGUUCCUAGGCUGUUGCACAGAGACCCUUUUUGUCAUGAUGUUCCUGACUUUAUUCUUUGAACUUGAAAAAUGAGUCAGCAAAAAGGACAGUGCUUCUCCCUGCAA